Molecule: messenger RNA, 1833 nt
Organism: Hevea brasiliensis (rubber tree)
Lineage: Eukaryota; Viridiplantae; Streptophyta; Magnoliopsida; Malpighiales; Euphorbiaceae
Product: heat shock factor protein HSF24
Exons: 2
Coding region: 615-1481 (288 amino acids)
Biological process (GO): regulation of transcription by RNA polymerase II
Cellular component (GO): nucleus
Molecular function (GO): DNA-binding transcription factor activity; RNA polymerase II cis-regulatory region sequence-specific DNA binding
Source: RefSeq, a predicted model, not a curated record
AAGAAACGACGCCACCGCACCACCAAUUUUCCCAUUACAACAUACAGAAAAGAAAAAUCUCUAUCAUCAUUUUUCUCAAGAAAAUAAAAAGCGUGUUGUUUUCCUUUCUUUCUCUGUCUUUAUCUCUUUGCCUAAUUGCCUUUGAAAGGAGACCAAAGUGGAGGUUCUUUUUUUUUUUGUUAAUUAUUCUACUGGUAUAGUUUUUCUCAUCACCUUAUCUCUCCUCCUUCCAUCUUUAUAAAGUCCCAUACACGAAACCAUGAGAAAAAAUAUUUCCCCGUGGGGAUUCUGAGGGAAGUUAUGGUCUUGGGCUUGUGUGUUCUUACUCAAACCAUAGGUUUCAUCUUGGCAGCUUACAUCCAUGGAAGCAGAUAGGCAGAAGCUCUGUGACAAUCUUGUUGGUUCUAAAUUCUUUCUUUCUGGAUUCUAUUGCUGGGGUUGGGAAUUCUUGACUGCUCUCCUGCUUUUUAGUUGCUCCAUCUAAUCAAAUUCUUUCUUUCUUCCCUGUUUAUUUGCUCCGCAUAGGUAUAUAGUUUUUUUUUUUUUUUUUUCCUUCUGGUUUAGAUAUUUGUUUGUGUUCUUGGGUGGGUUGGUGAGGGUUAAAUCGGGAACAAAUGGCGCAGCGGUCAGUUCCGGCGCCGUUUUUGACGAAAACGUAUCAGUUGGUGGAUGAUCCGAGCACUGAUGAUGUGAUUUCCUGGAAUGAAACUGGCAACACUUUUGUGGUCUGGAAAACUGCAGAAUUUGCUAAGGAUUUGCUUCCUAAUUGCUUCAAGCACAACAACUUCUCCAGCUUUGUUCGCCAACUGAAUACCUAUGGCUUUCGGAAGAUUGUGCCGGACAAAUGGGAAUUCGCCAACGAGCAUUUUCGUCGAGGAAACAAGGAGCUCCUCUCCGAAAUCCGUCGCCGGAAAACGGUAACUCCUUCUCCAACACAGACUCCGGCCGCCUGUAAGUCCGGAGGAGGAGGAGGAGGAUUAGCAACCUCGCCGUCGAACUCUGGCGAAGAUCUGGGGUCCACGUCCACAUCCUCUCCGGAUUCGAAGAAUCCUGGAUCAGUGGAGACGGCAGCGACGAUGACAACGCAAUUUGCUGACUUAUCGGGCGAAAACAAGAAACUGAAAAAGGACAACGAGAUGCUGAGCUCGGAGCUAGCGCAAGCUAAAAAACAAUGCGACGAGUUGAUUGCUUUCUUGACUGAGUAUGUGAAGGUGGGGCCUGAUCAGAUCAAUCGCAUCAUGCGGCAAGGAAGCUGUUGUGAGUCCACCCUUGAUGGAUUGGUAGGUGCGGCCGCUGGGGCUGAUGAUCACAGUGAUGACGAAAAAAAUGGUGAAAACGAUGACGGAGAAGAUGGGGGUGGAAGCGGCGUGGGUUUCAAACUGUUUGGGGUUUUGUUGAAAGGGAACACAAAAAAGCGGGGUCGCAGUGAGAAUCUUGGAUUUGCGGGGCCCCAUGCAAAGGAAAUCAAAAUCUGCAACUGAAAAAAUAGGAAGGUGUGCAAGCAACUGCGCAUGAUAAGAUCCAUGCACUUGCCUGCACCUGAUCUGAAAGUAGCAAGAAAAAUCAGGUAAGUCUCUGUAAUAGCGCGCAUCUGUAAUUCAGAAGUCAGUAAUUUGUGUAGGGAAAGUAAUAAAAAAUGCAAAGCUUUGGCUGUUGUGGUUGUGUUGGGGGUUGAAGAUCAAAGGCAAAUUAGGUCUCUUGGCCCCUUUUUGUUCUUUCAUGUAGAACAUAUUGUCAUUUUCCAUAUAGGUGUAAAAGUUUCACUUUAGGGAUAUUUUGCAUAACUUUUAUGUGAUUAAAUAUGUCCUGCUAUUUGCAUUUUGAUGGGGUUUA